Molecule: messenger RNA, 923 nt
Organism: Williopsis jadinii
Lineage: Eukaryota; Fungi; Ascomycota; Saccharomycetes; Phaffomycetales; Wickerhamomycetaceae
Exons: 1
Coding region: 87-923 (278 amino acids)
Source: RefSeq, a predicted model, not a curated record
AGUGGCUUGGAUUAGGUGGUUUCUGUUGAUUUGUGCUACCUUUCUUGAAGGAUCAUUGGGAUUACGCUGUAUAUUGUCAAGCAACCAUGGAUAAGCAACAGAAUAAGUAUAAGACGUUCCAGAAGCGUUCAAAUCGCAAUAAUAAUAGCAAUUACCAGAAGAGCAAUGGUUCCCAUAAGAGCCAGUGUCAUACAAACCAACAGCAGCAGCAUCAGCAAUCCCAUCAUAAAGCACAGAAGCAGAACGCAGAGGCUGCUGCCACCAUCACAAUCUCAUCGAUUAAAGAAUUCCCAGCAUCCAAGACGUAUGGAUCUCUCGAUUAUUGCUUGCCUUCCAAAGUGGAAAAGAUCAUAAGCCACACAAUCAACGAUCUUCCAAGCUUUCCUCAGAGACCUGCUGCCAAAUGGAGCGGUGUAUCACCGCUGGGCUCGUCCUUACUAGAUCAGUACACCGGUUCUGACCCUUCAAUAAGGGCCAGGGACUUGAUCCAUGAUCCUGUGAUGGAGAUCGUGCUUGUAAACAGAAAGAAUGCAAAGACGUUGAAAUUAGGCUCUACAGAUAUCGACCUUUCGGGUAAACAGCCUGUUUUGACUACUAAAUUGGUUAACAAGUUUAUUCAAAAGGAAUCGUUGUCCAACCAGAUGAAUACCCCUAUGAAGAGAGUCAGAGAUGAGGCAGUGGAUGCAAGUAGCUCUGUCAAGAAAAAUAAGCGUAUCGCUAGUGUAACACAGGCAGAUACAACCAUGGAGCUCAGUUUUGAAGGAAAGGCAAUGGAUAAGAGCGAUUUGGUUAAACUAGUCGACUCCAGUGGUGUAAUGCAGGAUGAAUCCCAAAUUGCUGUGGAUAUGGAUGCCAGCAUGAUCGACACGAGAAACCUUUUACAAAGUACUGAGUUCAAUUUUGAGUACUAUCGCAGAACAUAA